Setaria italica (foxtail millet) is the source of this 1308-nucleotide messenger RNA. Its product is annotated as chitinase 11. Bases 82 to 864 code for a protein of 260 amino acids. Gene Ontology annotation, biological process: defense response to fungus; chitin catabolic process; cell wall macromolecule catabolic process. Gene Ontology annotation, molecular function: chitinase activity. The transcript is spliced from 3 exons. The record is from RefSeq and is a predicted model, not a curated record. Lineage: Eukaryota; Viridiplantae; Streptophyta; Magnoliopsida; Poales; Poaceae.
UCGGGCCUCGGCCUUAUAAAAGCCACGCCUGAGUGGCAGUGACACUCCACAUCUUCACCACGCCGCAUCCUCAAGCGAGCCAUGACGACGAAGGCUAUCGCGGUGCUCAUCUGCUUCGCCGGCGCCGCGCUGCUCGCCGCGGCCGGCGGCGCCAGCGGGCAGCAGCAGGGCGUGUGGAGCAUCAUCACGCGGCCCAUGUUCCAGCGCAUGCUCAGCCACCGCGGCGACAGCGGCUGUCAGGGCGCCUUCUACACCUACGACGCCUUCAUCGAGGCCGCCAGCAAGUUCCCCGGCUUCGGCACCACCGGUGACGACCAGACCCGCCGGCGGGAGCUCGCCGCCUUCUUCGGCCAAACAUCCCACGAAACCACCGGUGGAUGGGCUACUGCUCCGGAUGGACAGUUCGCCUGGGGAUACUGCCGGGUGAAGGAACAGAACCCCACGGACCCACCCUACUAUGGACGAGGACCCAUCCAGCUAACUCACGAUUACAACUACAGGCAAGCCGGGAAGGCGCUGGGGCUGGACCUGGUGAGCAACCCUGACCUGGUGUCGAGCGACCCCGUGGUGGCGUUCAAGACGGCCAUCUGGUUCUGGAUGACGCCGCAGUCUCCCAAGCCGUCGUGCCACGCCGUGAUGACCGACGUCUGGGCGCCCUCCGCCGCCGACCGCGCCGCGGGGAGGCUCCCCGGCUACGGCCUGACCACCAACAUCAUCAACGGCGGGCAGGAGUGCGGGCGGGGCCAGGGAACCGACGGCGCCAAGGACCGGGUCGGCUACUACAAGAGGUACUGCGACAUGCUCCGAGUGGGGUACGGGGACAACAUGGCCUGCAAGAACCAGAAGCCUUACGGAGGUGGCUAGCUGAGAACGAAUGAUCAAGUGAUAAGUCACUAGCUGAUCUGUGGUUGCCGUAUAUGACUACGCGUGCGCUAAGCUAGCCUUCACGUGUGUGUUUGCCUCUCUCUCUCUCUCUAUACAGCUAGUAGUAAGAAUAAAGCUAGCAGCUGCCUAGCACGCAAACUUGGCAACCUAUACCAGCUUCGGCAUGUGACGACUGUGGGUACUCUCUCUCCGUUUCAUCGUUUUGAUUUUGUUAGGUACAUAGAUUUUACUAUGUAUCUAGACAUAACUCUAUAUUUAGGUGCAUAGCAAGAUUUAUGUAUCUAGAAAACUCAAAACGAUCUAUAUUUUGGAACGGAGGGAAUACUAAUUAUGUCUUCAAAGAUGAUGUAUAUACUGUCUCAUCUCUUGAUGUAUUCUGUAAUGAUGCAACGAUGGAGCCAAUCAAUAAUAAUUGGUUGGAUA